Molecule: messenger RNA, 429 nt
Organism: Magnolia sinica
Lineage: Eukaryota; Viridiplantae; Streptophyta; Magnoliopsida; Magnoliales; Magnoliaceae
Exons: 3
Coding region: 1-429 (142 amino acids)
Source: RefSeq, a predicted model, not a curated record
AUGCUGCCCAGGAGAGUGACCCGAGUGGUCCCUGCUCCACCACCCAAGGCUCCAACUUUACCACCCGUGCCUCCUGUUCCACCUCCAAAGAUCCCUGCUCCCCUGCCUGAGGAUGUUGUUCCUCCACCCGAAGCCGGUGCGAACCCGACCGUGCCUGCAGUAGUGCGAAGGGCUCAGAUCUACAAGACUGAGUGGGCCGGCAUGCAGGCCAACAGAGAUCAGAGGAGGGGUCAGAAGAGGCAGGCCACCUUCAGUAGUUCCCAGCAGCAGCGACGACCACAGAGGUAUAAGAGCCACCCACCUGACACCAUAGGUGGGAGUGUCCACGACCUCGGCAGCAGCAGCCAAGAGUACCAUAAUAGCCUCCACAGCAGCCGAGAGUACCGCAGUAGCCUUCACAGCAGCAACGACAGCAGAUUCUACCACUGA